CCCCUGCCCAGUGGAUGCGAGGAGGUGUUUCUGUGCACACGGGGGCAAGUAGUGUAGGUGCCCCUGACAAGCUGCUCGAUAAAGUCCGUUUUUGCCCCGUGUCUUCUGUUACCACCUCGUCUUUGUUGGGGGGUUCAGCAGAACAUCUCCCCUCCGCACAGGAAUCUGCCCGUGUCACUGCUGGGGCUGGCACUCUCAUGUCUGCCUGUUGAUAAGAUCGCUGAUUACUCGUCUUGUGAUUGAUUCUUGUGUUAGAAUAUUUUGCUGAAGCUUAUAAAAGGAUGUCUUCGUUUGCAGGAGAUCUAAGCAAAGCAAUGUCUGCCGGCGGGGUGUCUCAUUUUCAACAAGCCAUCCGGCAGGAACUGGAGGAGGCCAUGAAGGCGGACCUGGAAAGGAUAUUAUCUACAGCUCCUGAAUCGGAACUAGAGCACAUUAAGAAAGAUAUUGAUGGGUUCCAGAGCUUGUUUCAUAGAUUCCUGCAAGAAAAAGGCCCAUCUGUUGAUUGGGGAAAGAUUCAGAGACCACCGGAGGAUUCUAUUCAGCCGUACGAGAAGAUUAAAGCAAAGGGAAUUCCGGAUAACAUAGCAUCUGUGUUGAACAAGCUGGUUGUUGUGAAACUAAAUGGAGGUUUGGGUACCAGCAUGGGCUGUAAGGGCCCAAAAAGUCUUAUUGGAGUCCGUAAUGAAAACACCUUCCUUGAUCUCACUGUAAAACAGAUAGAGCAUUUAAAUGUAACAUACAACACAGAAGUACCUUUGGUUCUGAUGAAUUCCUUCAACACUGAUGAAGACACAAAGAAAAUUCUCCAGAAAUACAGUCACUGUCGGGUGAAGAUUUAUACGUUUAAUCAGAGCAGGUAUCCAAGGAUUAAUAAGGAGUCAUUACUGCCAAUAGCCAAGGAUUUGUCAUAUUCUGUGGAAAAUGCGGAGACUUGGUAUCCACCAGGUCACGGCGACAUCUAUGCCAGUUUUUAUAAUUCUGGCCUUUUGGACAGAUUCUUACAAGAGGGGAAGGAAUAUAUUUUUGUUUCCAACAUUGACAAUCUGGGAGCUACAGUGGACCUCCACAUCCUCAACCACCUUAUGAAUCCACCAAACGGGAAGCGCUGUGAAUUUGUCAUGGAAGUUACAGACAAAACAAGGGCAGAUGUGAAGGGUGGCACGCUCACUCAGUACGAAGGGAAACUGAGACUGGUGGAAAUUGCACAAGUCCCGAAAGCUCACGUUGAUGAGUUUAAAUCCGUGUCCAAGUUUAAGAUCUUCAACACAAAUAAUUUGUGGAUAUCAUUGUCUGCUAUCAAAAGGCUGCAGGAAGCAAAUGAAUUGGAUAUGGAAAUCAUUGUAAAUCCCAAGACUUUAGAUGGAGGAUUAAAUGUCAUACAGUUGGAGACGGCUGUAGGAGCAGCGAUCAAAAGCUUUGAGAAUUCACUGGGUAUCAACGUUCCCCGAAGCCGUUUCCUUCCCGUGAAGACCACAUCAGACCUCCUGCUUGUUAUGUCCAACUUGUACAGCCUUAACGCUGGCUCUCUGACGAUGAGUGAGAAGCGGGAGUUCCCUACAGUGCCUCUGGUUAAACUGGGAAGCUCAUUCACUAAGGUUCAAGACUACCUGAAGCGUUUUGAGAGUAUACCAGACAUGCUUGAACUGGAUCACCUCACAGUGUCCGGAGACGUGACAUUUGGCAAAAACGUUGCACUAAAGGGCACAGUGAUCAUAAUUGCAAAUCACGGUGACAGGAUAGACAUCCCUCCUGGAGCCGUACUAGAAAAUAAAAUCGUGUCCGGAAACCUGCGUAUCCUGGACCACUGAGCCUCGGCCCAUUUUAUACAUGAUGUACAGUACAUGUGAAUGAGUCCAACGUAGAGGGCUGGAAUUGAAGUGAUAAACGCUCCGUCACCUUCAGAGCCAAAUACCUUCCAGUAUUGUGGUUUGUCUGUGCUCUAUAGAAUAUAUUUAAUAAAAUCCCUAAGUAUUUGGAAGCAAUACAUAAAGAUAAAAUUAAAAAGAUUUACUGUUAAUGUUGAAGGCAAUUUUAAGUGCAAUAUUAUCCUCCCCUGUGAAGAAAUAAUAAUAAAAAGAUAAUUUACUAUU
Molecule: messenger RNA, 2090 nt
Organism: Spea bombifrons (plains spadefoot toad)
Lineage: Eukaryota; Metazoa; Chordata; Amphibia; Anura; Pelobatidae
Gene: UGP2
Product: UDP-glucose pyrophosphorylase 2
Exons: 10
Coding region: 282-1808 (508 amino acids)
Biological process (GO): glycogen metabolic process; UDP-alpha-D-glucose metabolic process
Cellular component (GO): cytoplasm
Molecular function (GO): UTP:glucose-1-phosphate uridylyltransferase activity
Source: RefSeq, a predicted model, not a curated record